Molecule: messenger RNA, 948 nt
Organism: Adineta ricciae
Lineage: Eukaryota; Metazoa; Rotifera; Eurotatoria; Adinetida; Adinetidae
Source: the annotation of a GenBank genome assembly
AUGACAAAACAACGAGCCAUAAUAAUUCUCUUUGAUUGUGAAGACCGACGUGCAAGUUUAUUCGGCGAUAUAUCUGUGUUUCAGCAAAUACCGUCGAAUUGUGAAUGCUGUUUGUUUUGGAACAAAAAUAACCAAGCAUUGACUAAUAAAUUCGACCAACUACGUGAUAAUAAUAAACAAGUUUACUUGUACCCAUCAAAUAUAGACAAAACAAGUAAAUCAGUAAUUGAUGCUCUUACUCAUGUUGUAAAUCAAUAUUUAUAUCGGCAUCGUUCUAUCAUCAUUGUUCACAGUCAAGGUGAUAUUUAUAACGAAAUCGUGCAAAAAUUUAAUGCAUAUUGCAGCCAAAACAUAAUCCUCGAUAGAAAAAUCCAGUAUUCAGGUGUUCAAGCUCUUCGAGAUGUGUUUGCAGAACUUGACAACCAGGACAAAAAAACGAUCAGCAAGCAACAACCGAAAGCGCCUACAUCACAAUCCCAAACUAAAUAUGGACAGUACUGUUUGAAACGUUCAAGAUAUUUCGGAACUACUAACGGCUUAAACCAACACAAUACAGCAAUACAUGAGUCAAAACCAUCAGGAUAUAUUUGUUCGUGUUCGUUCAAAUGUCGGACUCAAGCUGAAUUUAAUCGUCAUCAAAGACAACGACGAGAGAUCGUCGAUGAUCAAGGCGUUGUUAUAUCUUGUUUGAAUACAGGCGAACCUGUCGAAAUCUAUGUUACUCCAGAUUCGGAGGCCUUGAUUUUUCUAGGUGGUAAAAUGAAUGCGUGUGUUUUCGAAUGUCAUCGCCAAUGGUUUACACCGACAGCAUUAAUGCGUCAUUUCAAAGGAGUACAUGAAAAUCAGAUUGAUAUUCGAAUACGAUGCUGUGAUGAUGAUAUCAUGUAUACUCCAGACGAAUUUCGUGCUCAUAUCGAGUCUCAACAUUAUCUUACGGAUUUUGAAUGA